AUGGACGUCCAGAAGUCCUGGGAGAUCGAGAACUCGGUGAAGCUCGUGGACCCGACUCGCGACGCACUCUACGCAUACGACCACGAAGCGAACAAGAAAAUUGUCAACGACAAGCCAUGGAAGAAAGACCCAAACCACUUCAAGCAUGUGCGGAUAUCAGCCGUUGCGCUCAUCAAGAUGGUUAUGCAUGCUCGAUCUGGAGGAGACAUCGAAGUGAUGGGGCUGAUGCUGGGUUAUGUUGAGCAUGCAACGUUCAUCGUCACGGAUGCACUACGGCUACCAGUGGAGGGGACAGAGACACGGGUGAACGCAGCAUCAGAGGCAGACGAGUACAUGGUGAACUACCUUGCGCGGUCACGAGAGGCAGGUCAAGUGGAGAACGCGGUGGGCUGGUAUCACAGUCAUCCUGGCUACGGCUGCUGGUUGUCCGGUAUCGAUGUCACCACACAAAACACCAACCAAACAUUCCAGGAUCCUUUCCUCGCAGUGGUUAUCGAUCCUCAUCGUACCAUCAGCGCUGGGAAGGUCGAGAUUGGAGCCUUCCGUACCUAUCCCGAAGGCUACAAGCCGGAAGGAGCAGACUCGAGCUCCGACGGCAUGGCCGCAGUCCCGAUGGCGAAAGCAGCAGACUUCGGCGCGCAUGCCCACCGCUACUACCCUCUCGAAGUCUCGCAUUACAAGUCAACUCUCGACAGCAAGCUCCUAGAAGCGCUCUGGAACAAGUACUGGGUGCAGACGCUCUCUUCUUCACCACUGUUUACCAACCGGGACUAUGUCACCGCUCAGAUUCAGGACCUCGGCGGUAAAGCGAAGCAAGUCCAGGACCUGAUGCAGCCCCGCUCGAGUAUGGGACCGAUGGGCAUCUCCAAAGGUAAGGGAAAGCCCGGAGAGGAGCAGCUGGCGAAGGUUGUCAAGAGCGCUGAGAAGAUCGCGAACGAGGAGCGGAUGGGUCUGAUGGCGGCGAUGGUUAAGGAGAAGGUAUUUGGCGCGCAGGCUGGGGAAGCAGCACUUGCGGCGCAAAGCGCAGAGACGAACGGUGCGACAGAUACGCACAUGACGGAUGCGAAAGCUGCCUGA
This is a messenger RNA of Saxophila tyrrhenica, 1077 nucleotides long. It is a transcript of the gene RRI1, whose product is annotated as COP9 signalosome catalytic subunit rri1. The transcript is spliced from 2 exons. The record is from RefSeq and is a predicted model, not a curated record. Gene Ontology annotation, cellular component: cytoplasm; COP9 signalosome. Bases 1 to 1077 code for a protein of 358 amino acids. Gene Ontology annotation, biological process: protein deneddylation. NCBI's taxonomy places the organism in Eukaryota, Fungi, Ascomycota, Dothideomycetes, Mycosphaerellales, Extremaceae. Gene Ontology annotation, molecular function: deNEDDylase activity; metallopeptidase activity; protein binding.